This is a messenger RNA of Racocetra persica, 480 nucleotides long. The record is from the annotation of a GenBank genome assembly. NCBI's taxonomy places the organism in Eukaryota, Fungi, Glomeromycota, Glomeromycetes, Diversisporales, Gigasporaceae.
AUGUCAACAUUAAAAGCAAAAAUCGAAUCUCUUUUACUAGAAGCACCUUUAGAAGCCGUUUGCAGUGCUUCGAUUUUUUAUUUAACAAUGAACGGUAAUAAAGUGGAUGAAUAUGACACUAUUAGAACUUUGGCCAAUAAUGCAGUUACUUCCGUGUUACCAAAGAUUAAAGAUAAUAAUCAAAAAUCUCAGGUUUUAAAGAUAUUACCACAGAUGAAGGACAGAUAUAAUUCUAUCGUUGGCCUAAAUGCAUUAAAGGCACUAAAUAUAAAACAAGAGGAUCUAGACUAUACGAAAGAAGAAAUUGAUCAAAAUAUUAGAACAUUGAAAUCAAGACUCAAUUCUCCCAUGACAGAUAUGACAGAUGCGGAUGUAAGCCUCUAUGAUGCUCUCCUUAGAAAUAUAGAUGAUUUAGUAGAUGUUUCCACACUUAUAUGGGAGGAUCCAAUUGCGAGUACGGUUCUCAGUGAUGAUUCAAAG